GAAACAGAUGUUUUGCAGUAAAAGAGACAACAUUAACAAAAAUCUGUCUUAUUUGACAAAUUCCUCCACUAAGAUCAAAAAUAACAACGCAUUGAAAGCAGACAAAACGAGGAAACAGCCAAAUGAAACGAAUAUAAUACCGUUAUACAAAUAAUAUCCUGUAUUUAUAAAGUGCCAACUCCAGAGAAAGGAAGUGUUGUUAAAGUGGUGGUGGACGAAAAAAUCAAAUUGCACACAAGAAAUUUUUAGCAAUAAAUGUGAAGAAACAAGUGUAACAACAACCACAAUCAAUCAUAAAAGUAAAUUUUGUUAUUUGGAAAAAUAUCAACAAGUAAGCUAAAGUAAUACAAUUCAAUUAAAAAAAGUUAAAAAUAGAAAUUGAUGCAAUAGAUAGAAGAAACCAAAAAAUAAGAAUAAAAAACGCACAUGCAAAAUUUAACAAAAGUGUCCCCAGCCAAGAAAACAGCCUCCGCCCUAAAUAGAAAAAUCGUGUAUAUAUAGAAAUUGAGUGUUUGUGUUUGUUGUGCAAAAAAGGAGGGAAUGUAGUAGCAUUAUUGUUGUUUUUGGGGAAACAGUAUUUAACCAAAAAUACAUUAAGAAAAUAACCGAAAAACAAACAACCAAGAAGACGUGAAUAAAAGCAAACGCGAAUUUGCAAAUAAAAACAAACAACAAAACAAAAUAAUACCUACCUAUAACAACAACAACAGCAACAAAAUAAAACCUAAUUAACUAACGUCCUUGUCUAGUGUUAAAAAAUUCAUUCAUUUUUGCAACUAUUGUCGUACACAUCUGCUCUCCACAUAAAUACGCACACAUAUACGUACAUAAAGUACCUAUUAUUCUUUUUUGCUUUUUUGCACAUUGACGUACAAAAUGGAUAACAUCGAAAUGCUUAAAGCUUUAUAUGAUUUUCAAGCCGUCUAUCCAAAAACCAUCAGUUUCGAUGAGGGUGAAUAUUUUAUUUUAUAUCAGACCUCAGCACGUCAACGUAACUGGUGGCAAGUGGUCAGCAUGAAGGGUAAUAUUGGUUUUGUACCCUCCAAUUACGUAAUGAAAAUAAAGGUUGAACCAGAUUUUUUAAUAAGUUUUCUAAAUUCUUCAAUUGAAUCGUUGGAAAAAUGUAAAGAUAAUGAAAUAAAUGGCAUAAUGCCCAAAGACGAGUUGUUGGAGAGAUUAAGAGAGAAGAAAAUAUCAAUGGAAAGAAUGUAUUUGGAUAAUUCGGAACGAGAUGCUGAUUCAUCACUGUCAUUUUCACAAAGUCUAGGUGAUAAAUAUAGUAGUAAACACAGUGCCCCUCACUCACAGGAACAUCGACCUCAUAGUCCACCCCAUACAAAACGAUUAGAUAGUAGUAAGAAAUCCAUAUCUAGUCCCUCCAUGGGCACCACUUUGCCAUUAAUGAUAUCCGAAUCGCCCAGUAUGGGUUCAAUGCAAGUGCAGUCGCCACAGACCAGUCAACCACCACCGCAAGCCCAAGCGGUGGUGCCAGCCCAAAACAAAGUCAAUGACAUUGCCCAGGAUAAUAGCAUCACAUCGGAGCCUUCAGAAACUACCACCACAACUACAACGACCAGUGAAGAUGUGGUGACCACCUACAAAGAACCCAGCCUAAAGGAUUGUUCUUCAGCCUCAUACAGUCAAUCCAAACAAAACGGCAGUUUAAAAGACACCGUCAAUAAUAAUUCCUCACCUCCGGAGAGGCAAAACAAAGAGAAGAGCACCAAAGGAGACGCUCAACAUACAAAGCAAUUAAAUGGAGAUGACUCCAAGGAAGAUAAAGUUAACGAUAAGUCUGAAGCUAGUGAUAAUGUCAGCGGUGAGGGAGCAGAGACUGCAAAUGAGGAGGGCAAAGGUGAGGCUGGCAAUAGUGUGGAAAAUAGCCAGGCAUUGGAUAGUGAAGAUAGUACAGCCGCUUUGCAGCAGCAAUUACAUGCAGCUGCUGCAGCAGCCGCUCUAGUGCACGGCAGCUAUUCGAAGCCAAAUUUGAAAGUGGAAUCAUCCGAUGUGUAUCAAAUUGUGGAUGUUAUACGGCGUAAUACCAACUUGAGUUUUGAUCUAUCGUGUGAAGCUUUACGUGUGGUACUCACAAGUCUGGAACAGCUGUAUAAUGGUGCUAUUAACCCAUAUUUAGAGGCAGUAGCCAUACAUGUUACCGACAAGGUGGAAACACCCAAGGGUCUGUUAGGCAUGACUCAUGAUUCCAAGCGGCUGCAAUAUAUUUUCUCACAACUGGCCGACUGUAAAAAUGAUGCAGAGCAACGCACCUGGAUGUUGUAUGAAGAUGAGGAUGAUAUUGUACAGUUUUUAGAGGAACUUGUAGAAAUAUUGAAUAAUGCCGAUGAAACUAUUAGUUGUUAUGAAAUGUCUUGUGAUCAAUAUCAGGCCUUGGUCAAUUUAGUUCAAUACUAUCAAAUGGAAACUAGAUGGCCCAUCAAACGUUUACUGCUGAAAACAUUUACGGCCGCUUGCCAUUUGGAUCACAUUAUCGUGGAUAUUUUGUUGACCUCCGUAUUGCCUUUGGAAAUUGUUGAGGAUAUGAAAACGAACUUUUCGAAUUUAGAUCGUUUUAAGCAAUUAGUCAAAAUGUUAACAAUUAUAUUUUGUUUGGGCCAGCCAAUGCCGGUUAAUCAUCAAGAUUACCUGGGCGUACAUUUUGCCUCAUUUCUCUUAGAAAUAGUUGAAGGCAAUAAUCCUGAAAUAUUAGUGGAUAUGGUAAUAGCAUUAAUUCUAGCAUUUAAUUUACAAUUUACGGAUUUCUCACAAAAUGUGGUGGUAGAAGCUAUGCAAAAUUUACCCUCGGCCAAAGUAUUUACAGAAAAGAUUUUAUUACUACUAAAUCGGGAAGAGGAUCCUAUUAAAGUUCUUAAGCACUCAACGGAUACCAUGAAUUCGGUAUUGAAAAUGUUUAUCGAUAUCUUUAGCAUACCCGAAACUGCAGGAAUGUUUUAUACAAAUGAUAACAAAGUAUUAAUCGAUAUAAUAGUAAGACAAUUAACUGAUUUGUGUGCUGGUAAUCCGCUGAGACGCUGUUAUUUGGAAUUAUGUCGUCGCAUAUUACGCAACACCAACUAUCAGGAACAUCAGCAUCGUAAACAAGAUUUUAUGAAAAUCUUUACGCGUAUAUUUUGUGAGGAAACUGAAUGUAGUGCCUCUGAUCAACAAUUAGUAAGAGAUAUUGCCAAUGAAUUUCCCCAAAUAUUUAAGGCUUAAAGGGAAAUUCUUUAACAUUAGAAAACAACUCUAUAGUUUAUAGAUGUUAAGAAACUUUCGUAGGUUUUUGUAUUUAAAUAAGUUUUCUUUAGAUUAGAUAAGUUUUGAAUUGAAGUUUCUUACCUAUUUAAUGUUAUGUGAUAGCAUUUAUUUACUUGCCAUUUUCUUUAAAACAUUUGAAAUUAUUUUCCUUUUCUAGUCUUU
Messenger RNA from Calliphora vicina (urban bluebottle blowfly), 3417 nucleotides. Its product is annotated as NCK-interacting protein with SH3 domain. The transcript has 8 exons. NCBI's taxonomy places the organism in Eukaryota, Metazoa, Arthropoda, Insecta, Diptera, Calliphoridae. Bases 877 to 3213 code for a protein of 778 amino acids. The record is from RefSeq and is a predicted model, not a curated record. Gene Ontology annotation, biological process: endocytosis. Gene Ontology annotation, molecular function: protein binding; Arp2/3 complex binding.